Molecule: messenger RNA, 391 nt
Organism: Spirometra erinaceieuropaei
Lineage: Eukaryota; Metazoa; Platyhelminthes; Cestoda; Diphyllobothriidea; Diphyllobothriidae
Source: the annotation of a GenBank genome assembly
AUGUCGGCUUCAUUAUUCGAUGACGGUGGGGAGCAGUUAAGCAAGCACCUGAAAGUUUUUUACAAAAAAUUGUUCCCUUGUGAGUUGUUUGCCCGUUGGCUCGCAUACGACUCAAAGAACUCUGCGGAUACGGUUUAAGUGUCUCAUUCCGUUUAUCAUUGUUUAGCUUUCGCGUAGAGAAUUUAGUUUUUCACUUGCUGGCGAUGUCUAUGUCCGUUAUCAAAGCUUCAGCGACCCUAUAUCUUUAAGGAAGGAGUUGGUCAAAACUUGUCCGCACAAAAUUGACAUCGGUGCUGUAUACAGCGCCUCGCCAACGCUUCAACGUUCCCUGUCUGCGUCUUCUUUCAAGGUGUUGUCAUCUGUCUUCACGAUAGUUUAUCUAGUUUAUUAA